Botrytis sinoallii is the source of this 777-nucleotide messenger RNA. RefSeq lists its product as uncharacterized. Gene Ontology annotation, cellular component: mitochondrial membrane. The record is from RefSeq and is a predicted model, not a curated record. Gene Ontology annotation, biological process: mitochondrial respiratory chain complex III assembly. The transcript has 3 exons. Lineage: Eukaryota; Fungi; Ascomycota; Leotiomycetes; Helotiales; Sclerotiniaceae. Bases 97 to 474 code for a protein of 125 amino acids.
AUCGCCGAAAACAAAUCAGAUAUUACAAUCGCCGACCUAAUUUUUUGAUUUUUAUACCUAAGUUACAAAAAUAUACUGAAUUAAUAAAAAGCAAUUAUGCCACCAAAACCCACCAACUGGCGCAUGUAUGGCAAGAUGGCGGUUGCCGGCUUAACGUGUUGUGUCGGCGGUCCAGCUCUGAUCUACUACGUUUCUCCAACAGAAGAAGAACUCUUCCUGAAAUACAAUCCAGAAUUACAGAAGCGCAGCUUGGAGAAUCGAGUAGGGAAACAAGAGGAUUUCGAUAACUUCGUGGCAAGAUUGAAGGAGUAUAGUAAGACUGAUAGACCAAUUUGGGUCGAAGCCGAAGAAGCCGCACGCAAAAAGCGUAGUGGAAAGAUAGAAGAACAAGCCAAAUUGAUGCAAGAGAUGCAAGAGAGGAAAGAAGAAAUUAAGAAGAGUGGAACAAAAUUGAUGCCCGGUGGAAGUCUUUAAUUGCAAUUAAAAUGGCAAAGGAAUGAAAUUUGUACAACUAUGGAUGGCGUUUGGUUGCAUAUUGUCUUUGACGAUGGAAGGUUCAAGUUUGGCGCAGAAAUGGGGAAUGAAAAUCUCAAUGGGUGGGUUUUUGAAGCUGCACAGCUGUAUAGCUGCUAUGUAUGGUAUGAUAUGAUAUGAUAUUGAUAUUGCGUUUAUUUGGAAGGUCGAGGUCUUCAAAUACAUCUUGAUCUAAGACAUCUCAAUGCUGCGUAUUUUCGGAUCCUAAGGAUUCUUUAAUUUCAAGCAUUAUAUGAAAUGAUU